CCCGGGGGACCAAGUUUAUUUGAAAUAUGUUGCAGAACCAAGAUCUUUGCUUGGCGGUAGUGGUUGGCCUAGCCAUUGCUGCUCUUGGCCAAGCUGCUCCUUUGCAGGGAAGAGUCGUCAAUGGCACCAACUCCAGUGUCCUGAAAUAUCCUUUUGUGGUAUCUAUUAGAAGCUAUGAUGGCGCCCAUUCCUGCGGCGGCUCUAUUAUUUCCGAGUACUUUGUGAUGACAGCCGCCCAUUGUACGAAUGGACGCAGUGCGUCUACCCUUUCCGUGCAAUAUGGAGUAACCGACAUUAGCGUCAGUGGUCCAAAUGUCCUGGGAGUGAGAAAGAUUAUUCAACACGAGGCCUUCGACCCUAAUCAUCAAAAUGCCAAUGAUAUAUCCUUGCUGAUGGUGUACAUCCCCUUUAAGUUUGAUGGAAUAAAAGUGGCUCCUGUCAAGCUGCCAACAGUGUCCUUCGCCACACCCCAGUCGGAUGCUGGGGCAGAGGGUGUGCUCAUCGGCUGGGGUCUCAAUGAGACCGGUGGCAGUGUCCAGGAAACUUUGCAGGAGGUGUUUCUGAAGAUUUAUUCGGACGAGGAGUGCACCAGUCGGCAUAAUGGACAAACGGAUCCCAAAUACCACAUCUGCGGCGGAGUGGAUGAGGGCGGAAAGGGUCAGUGCAGUGGAGAUUCUGGUGGCCCCCUCAUGUACAACGACGAGCAGGUGGGAAUCGUUUCCUGGAGUGUCAAGCCCUGCACCGUGGCUCCCUAUCCGGGGGUCUACUGUAAGGUUAGCCAGUACAUCGACUGGAUCAGAAACAAUCAAAUCGCAUAGACUGAGUCACAAAAAAGAAAUGGCUCAAUAAAUUGAAAAGGCAUAUCUUUUCGAACCGCAUUAUAAAUAAUUUUAUUCGAAGUCCCCUUCGGUUCGUGGGGGCCGAUAAGCUAAUUAUCUGCAGCAAUAUACAGAACAAGUAGCUCACUAAUAAAUUAAAUAAAUUAUUAUUUCUAGUCAUAAAUUUAAGCAUCUAGCGACUUGUUCAAGAAUAAUAAUUUGGGUUUUUAGUCGA
Molecule: messenger RNA, 1053 nt
Organism: Drosophila ananassae
Lineage: Eukaryota; Metazoa; Arthropoda; Insecta; Diptera; Drosophilidae
Product: trypsin-1
Exons: 3
Coding region: 27-818 (263 amino acids)
Biological process (GO): proteolysis
Molecular function (GO): serine-type endopeptidase activity
Source: RefSeq, a predicted model, not a curated record